ACCCUGAGAGCGCGGACUUUUCUGGGGGUGAUAUCCAAGUUGAAUUCGGCCCUCCAGUACAGAACGACCCUGUGGCACGGAUCGACCCUGAGCGCGCGGACUUUUCUGAGGGGGAUAUCCAGAAUGCAUUAGACGAUCUAGCACGGAUCGACCCCGAGACCGCGGACUUUUCUGAGGGGGAUAUCCAGAAUGCAUUAGACGCUCUAGCACGGAUCGACCCUGAGAGCGCGGACUUUU
Molecule: messenger RNA, 237 nt
Organism: Penicillium egyptiacum
Lineage: Eukaryota; Fungi; Ascomycota; Eurotiomycetes; Eurotiales; Aspergillaceae
Source: the annotation of a GenBank genome assembly